This is a messenger RNA of Salmo salar (Atlantic salmon), 1187 nucleotides long. It is a transcript of the gene cldn15la, whose product is annotated as claudin 15-like a. Gene Ontology annotation, molecular function: structural molecule activity. NCBI's taxonomy places the organism in Eukaryota, Metazoa, Chordata, Actinopteri, Salmoniformes, Salmonidae. Gene Ontology annotation, cellular component: membrane; bicellular tight junction. The record is from RefSeq and is a predicted model, not a curated record.
GAAGCACAACGAACAGAUAGAGACACUAGCUAACAUCCACCCCACACAUCUCUACCUUCAGUCCUCUGUGCAUACAUUGGAAGAUUUUAAAAGGUUGUUUUUGGGGUUGUUUUUAGGUCAUACCCUGUCUGUAGUGUAGUGUCGUUUUUUUGAGUCAUUACAUUUUUCGGGAAUUUUUUAACCUAUUUGGCCCUGUAGUUCUGUAUUUUCUGUGUAUUUUGGGAAUCCAUUCCGUCUCGUGUGUUGUGAAAGGUUUCGACCAUGUCGACCGCUGUGGAGGCAACCGGAUUCUUCAUGUGUAUCGCCAGCUGGCUGAUCACUGGUACGGCUCUCGCCAACGACUACUGGAAGGUGUCCUCCGUCUCUGGCAGCGUCAUCAUCUCCACCCGACAGUAUGAGAACCUGUGGCACUCCUGUGCCGAAGACAGCUCUGGAAUCGCUGAGUGCCGCGACUUUGAGUCCCUGCUCGGCCUGCCCGGCCAUGUACAGGCGAGCCGUGCCCUGAUGAUCAUCAGUCUGCUCUUAGGGCUGGUGUCUAUGAUCGUGUCUCUGCUGGGGCUAAAGUGCAUUAAGAUUGGCAGUGCCACGGAGCAGACAAAGGCCAAGAUUGCCGUCACUGGUGGAGGCAUCUUUAUCCUCGCUGGUCUCUGCGAGCUGAUCUGCUGUUCUUGGUACGCCACCCGAGUUGUACAGGACUUUAACAACCCAUUCUUUGGUGGGGUGAAGUUUGAGUUGGGCACUGGUCUCUUCCUGGGCUGGGGCGCAGCCUGUCUGUCCAUGCUGGGAGGAUCUCUUCUCUGCUGUGCCUGCAAGAGGGCAAAAAGUGAAACGCCUAAAGCAGGGUACUAUGCAUCAAGUCAGCCUAAAACAAUCUACGCACCUGCUGCCAGGUCUGAGCCGGACUCCACCAAAGCCUACGUUUAAGACGUCCCUCCCCUACCACCUCACCUCCCCUCUCCCACUUUUCAACCACCCCAACACCAUUGUUGACGCUCACAUUUAAGAGCACAUAUUUUACUGUUGUUACCCAUGUUUUUGUUUUUCUCUUUCACCAUGAAUUUUGCUAAUUGUUUUGAAGGAUUUUGAGGUUGAUGCAAAAAACCUGCAAUAAUUUGGAGUUGAACUAUUGGUAAUGGGAUCUGUUUGUGUGGAAUUGCUAUCCUCUGAAUAAACAUUCAUUUGAUAUA